Lottia gigantea (owl limpet) is the source of this 591-nucleotide messenger RNA. RefSeq lists its product as hypothetical. Gene Ontology annotation, cellular component: cell surface; synapse. The record is from RefSeq and is a predicted model, not a curated record. The transcript has a single exon. Gene Ontology annotation, molecular function: neurexin family protein binding; signaling receptor activity. The annotation marks the transcript as partial. Lineage: Eukaryota; Metazoa; Mollusca; Gastropoda; Lottiidae. Gene Ontology annotation, biological process: chemical synaptic transmission; neuron cell-cell adhesion; presynaptic membrane assembly.
AUGAGAAGGGAAGAUGAGCAGGUUAUCUAUUUUGCUACAGGCCACCUGUGGUCCUGUCCUCAAUCACCACCAUGGUAUGGAUUUGGGAACACCCCAGUUACAAACCAGAGCAUUGACUGUCUUCGUUUGAACGUUUAUGUACCCAGGACAAUGAAUCCCAAAACUCCCAGAGCAGUGAUGGUAUUUAUUCAUGGUGGAGAAUAUCUUUAUGGACAAGGCAUGAGAUAUGACGGAUCUCUACUUGCCGUUCAUGGUCAUGUGGUAGUGGUCACAAUUAAUUAUAGAAUCGGUGCCUAUGGAUUUCUCUCGACGAACGAUUCUGUUCUCCCAGGUAACCUUGGACUUUGGGACCAACUCCUGGCUUUGAAAUGGGUCAAAGACAAUAUUGCUGCUUUCGGUGGUGAUAGCAACAGGAUUACAGUGUUUGGUUCAGGCGCAGGAGCGUACAGUAUCGGCAUGCAACUGCUCUACGAGAACAAUACCGGUCUUUUUCAGAGAGCUAUUUUGCAAAGUGGCGUCGCUUUUUCUCCUCUUGGACUGGUGCAUUACCCACUGGAGUUUGCUAAAAAAUUUGCUGUUGCCUUAGAUUGU